Messenger RNA from Physella acuta, 2128 nucleotides. Its product is annotated as zinc finger protein 234. The record is from RefSeq and is a predicted model, not a curated record. Lineage: Eukaryota; Metazoa; Mollusca; Gastropoda; Physidae. Gene Ontology annotation, biological process: regulation of gene expression. Gene Ontology annotation, cellular component: nucleus.
AUUUACAAAUAAAGAAGAACAGUUUGAUAACAAAAUGGAGAACAAUGCUAGUGAUCUCUAUCCAUGUCAAUAUUGCAGAGUGGCAUUUUCAAAUGUUUCCUUUUUAAAGACACAUAUGAAAUUCAAACAUGGAGGAGAAGAAAUUGCUAAUUGGAGUCUAGCUCUCACUUCUAAGAAUAGUGAACAUUCUUUCCAGCCAUCUAGUUAUCAUGAUCAUCUUACAAUUUUUAUGAAAAAAAAGGCUUACAAGUGUGACAGAUGUAAUGAAUGUUUUACAAAGCUUAGCCAAUUGAAGAAACACCUUAGAAAUCACACUGAAAAAAAGCCUCUUGAGUGUGACACAAAGAUUGGCCAAUUGAUAAAACUCAUUGGAAAUCAUACAGAAGAAAAGCCUUACAAGUGUGACAUAUGUGGAAAAUGUUUUACAAAGCUUUUCCAAAUAAAGAAACACCUUAAAACUCAUACAGGAUUAAAGCCUUAUACCUGUGACACAUGUGGCAAAUGUUUUUUGCAGUUUUCAUGCUUACAGAUACACCUUCUUAUUCAUACAGGAGAAAAGCCUCACAAGUGUGACAUAUGUGGUAAAAGCUUCUUACAGUUGUCAAAUUUAAAGAGUCACCAUAGAUAUCAUACUGGAGAAAAACCUUACAAAUGUGGCACAUGUGGUAAAGGUUUCACAGAUUUACUGAGACACCAUAGAGUUCAUACAGGAGAAAAGCCUUUCAACUGUGACAAAUGUGGUAAAUAUUUUACAGAUUCAUCACACUUACGGAGACACAUCAGAAUUCAUAAUGGAAUAAAACCAUACAAGUGUGACCUUUGUGGUAAAUGUUUCACAGCUUUUUGGGAUUUAAAGAGACACCUUAAAAUUCAUACAGGAGAAAAGCUCUACAAUUGUGACAAAUGUGGUAAAUGGUUUAAGGAUCGUUACUACCAAAAGAAACAUGUUAAAAUUCAUUCAGGUGAUAAGCCUUACAAGUGUGACAACAGUGAUAAACGUUUUUUAAAGCUUACUCACUUAAAGAUUCACCUUAAAAAACAAAACUUAGAAAAGCCUUACCAGUGUGACAAAUGUGGUAAAUGUUUCACAACAAAUCAAAAGUUAAACAACCACACUGGCAUUCACACUGGCAAAUUACCUUAUAGGUGUGACAAAUAUGGUAAAUCUUUUGCAUUGAAGAGCACUUUACAAAUCCAUUUUACAAUUCAUACUAAACUUCAUAAGUGUGACAAAUGUGGUAAAUGCUUCAUAAAGCUUUCAAAUUUUCAGAACCACUGUAGAAUGCAUUGAUGUGAAAACCCUUACGUGUGGUAAAUGUUUUACAAAGCUUUUCCAAAUAAAGAGACGCCUUAAAGCUCAUCAGUAUUAGAGCCUUAUACCUGUGACAUAUGGUAAAUGUUUUUUGCAGCUCUCAGGUUUAUAAAGAGACACUUUAACAUUCAUACAGGAGAGAAGCCAUACAAGUGUGAUAUAUUUGUUCAGUGCUUGUCACAAUUCUAAAAUUUAAAGAUUCACUUUAGAUUUCAUACUGUAGAAAAACCUUACAUACGAGUGGCAUGUGGUAAAUGCUUCACAAGAUGUCACAGUUUACUGAGACACCACAGAAUUCAUACAGGAGAAAAGUCUUUCAAGUGUGUCCAGUGUGGUAUAUAUUUUACAGAUGCUACAAACUUAUGGAAACACUUAAUGAUUCUUACUUGAAUAAAACCUUACAAGUGUGACAUUUGAGGUAAAUGUUUUACAGGGUUUUAGGAUUUAAGGAAACACAUUACAAAUGUGGUAAAUGCUUCAUAGAUCUCUCAAAGUUCCAGAAACACAGUGGAAUUUACAGAUGUGAAAAGCCUUACAAGUGUGGUAAAUGUUCUACACAAAUUUAAUUUUUGCAGGAUCACCAUGCAAUCCAUACUGGUGAAAAGCCUUACUUUUGUGAAAAAUGUGGUAAAUGUUUAGCACUCUUUACCUAUUUACAGAACCACUGUAAAAUUCAUAUAGCAGAAAAGCCUUAAAGGUGUAACAAAUGUGGAAAAAAUUUUGUAUUCUUCUUCAUUUUACAGGCACACAAUAGAACUCAUACAGGAGAAAAGCCUUACAAGUUUUUCACUUGUAGUAAAUGUUUCACACAUAUCU